UUAUCUAUUUUUCCACAGCCAACUCUUGGUUGUUAGAGAAAAAAAGAAAGAAGUGAGGGUAUAUAAGAUGUCACUGAAGACCUUAUGGCAGACAGUAAUAUUAAUAUCAUCGGUGGAUCCUAAGGGCGUCAAUGCCAUCCUGAAGUUUUAAACAGGUUUUUAUUUUUUGUGGGAGAAUGGUAGUAUGCUGAUCCGAUUUUUGUCAACGGGACACAAGCUACAGUUAUUUGGGAAAAGGAACUCUAAAUUGAGAAAAUGCCUCCAUAAAAUUUGCUUGUAGCCUUGCCAUCUCCUGCACAGAUUGCCUUCUCCAGAGAAAAUAGCUCCAGAGGUUAAUUGAAGCUAGGCAGAAUUCACCCAUGCGGCAUCGAAAUCACUCCCGAUGUUUGAGAAUAUCUGCUCCAGAGAGGAAUUGACCCAUUUGGAUUAGGUCACUAGUCACAAUGAAGAAAAUCAGUCUGAAAACCUUCAGGAAAUCUUUCAACCUGAGUAAAAGCAAAGACGAAGCCGAGUUCAUGGUGGUUCAGCCCCAGUCCCUUGCUGGCGACUUCGUGAGAGAUGACUCCUUAUUUGGGAGCUGCUAUGGCAAAGAUGUGGCCAGCUGCGACCUUGGCAGUGAGGACGACAAAGGGAAGAGCAGGUCCAAAAGCGAGAGCCUCAUGGGCACCUUGAAGAGGCGGUUGUCUGCCAAACAGAAGGCCAAGGGCAAGGGCGGCACUGCGCCCACCGAUGAGGACUCCUUCUCCUCAGCCUCAGCGCCUGGUGGCCUCAAAGAAGUGCGCGCCCCACGGCCCAUCCGCUCCACAUCACUGCGCAGCCACCACUACAGCCCAACGCCCUGGCCGCUGCGUCCCACCAGCUCGGAGGAGACGUGCAUCAAGAUGGAGGUGCGGGUGAAGGCGCUGGUGCAUGCUGCCAGCCCCGGCCCAGUCAACGGUGUGCGCAAGGAGCUGCGGGAGCUGCAGCCCAGGGAGCUGCGGGACCUGCAGCCAGAGCCGCGCCCGGAGUCCCGCUGCAGUCCUGGCUCCCCUGGGGACCUGCGCCUCCACCUGGAGGAACACGUGCCUGUAGUUAUCGGACUCAUGUCUCAGGACUACCUUCAGUACACCGUGCCUUUAGACGACGGGCUGUGCCCUCUGGAAGGGCCGCGCAGCUGCUGCCUGGAUACGUCCUCUCCCAUGGAGGUGUCGGCCGUGCCCCUGCCAGGGGCCAGUGUGGCCUGCUCCGAAGACGACAGUCAGCUGGACCAGGACCUGGUGGUAGGCCCAGAGAUCCUUGUGGAUUCAUCGGGAAACGACUUGUUGAUUGGCACCGCAGGAGUCGUGUUGCAGAGCCCUAGGGCAGGUCACGAUGAUGCCCCUCCCCUCUCACCGUUGCUACCUCCACUGCAGAAUAACCCAAUCCAAAGGAACUUCGGCAGCCUCUCCGGCCAGGACAUGCACAUGGCUGACAGCGUUCGCUGCCAUUUGAACUUCGAUCCUAACUCUGCGCCAGGGGUCUCGAGGGUUUAUGACUCGGUGCAGAGUAGUGGCCCAAUGGUUGUUACAAGUCUCACAGAGGAGCUGAAGAAGCUUGCAAAACAGGGCUGGUACUGGGGCCCCAUCACACGCUGGGAGGCAGAGGGGAAGCUGGCGAACGUGCCAGAUGGGUCUUUUCUUGUUCGGGAUAGUUCUGAUGACCGUUACCUUUUAAGCCUGAGCUUCCGCUCCCAUGGGAAAACACUUCACACUAGAAUUGAGCACUCGAACGGCAGGUUCAGCUUUUAUGAACAGCCAGAUGUGGAAGGGCAUACAUCUAUAGUUGACUUAAUUGAGCAUUCAAUCAGGGACUCUGAAAAUGGAGCGUUUUGUUAUUCAAGGUCUCGGUUGCCUGGAUCUGCAACUUACCCGGUCAGACUGACCAAUCCAGUGUCACGGUUCAUGCAGGUGCGCUCUCUGCAGUAUCUGUGUCGCUUCGUUAUACGUCAGUACACCAGAAUAGACCUAAUUCAGAAACUGCCUUUGCCAAACAAAAUGAAGGAUUAUUUGCAGGAGAAGCACUACUGAGAGAUUGGGGUUCAGAAACGAGACUGGAGUACAGUUUACAGACUUACAUCGCCAUUGAGGUCUUUGCUGCCAUAACUUUUAGUUUUUAUGUGUGAAAGAGUCAUCUAUUUGUUCAGGGGUGGGGAUAUGUCUGCCAGGCGUCUUGAGUUUAUUUUCGUUCUUGGAAAGGGGUGUUUUGAGGGUCUAGAAGUGAGAGUUAUCUUUCCUUAAUGUGCAGAAUAAUCACAAUGUGAAUGACCAGAUUCUCCUUAACGCCCCAACCCCCAGUCCUUUGCUGCUAUCCACUGUGAUUCUUAUGCAUUAAAGCACAUUUCAUGUGUAUUCAAUCCUAAGUAAAAUUGAAUGAAACUUAAAGAAAUAUGAAUUGCUAGGACAUUAAAUGGCCCAGUUGAAUAAACGUAUGUGGGAUAAAGCAUAUUUACAUAUACACUGAAAAAUGAUUUUUUUAAGUCUCACACUUUAAAAGAUUUGUUGAAUUAUGAAUUGAUAUAAUCUUGAUUAAUGUAAUGCAAAUCUGCAACAUCUUGUACAACACUUUUCUAAAUUAUUUUUUAAAGAUGUGAUAAUUGUUUUGGUUGUGAGAAGUUGAAUUUUUCUGUUGCCUUCAUUUUCAUCUUGUGGUUUGUCUUUUUUGAUAAAUGGCCUUACAUUAAAAAUCGUAAACAAAUAUAUGCCCAAUUUAGAAAUUGUUGCCUUUUCUGUCAUUAAACUCGGGUAUAAAUUGGCAUAACGUAAAGCCCUAUAAAGCCCAAACCAUUGUUAGAAAGUAAGAUAACCCUGGCUUCUUGUGAGUUGUGUGUGUGUGUGUGGGGGGGGGGGAUUCAAUUAAAUGUUUUAUCUAUACUUUCUUCCAUAAACUUGACAAAAAACAAGUUUCAUAAAUGAGUUGUAUUUUCUUACAUUAAAGUUUAUAUAAAGUUGUAAACUGAUUUGAAUAGAAAAAUUAUUUUAAAGUUGACGUAUCUUUUUCUGUAUAACCAUAACAAUUUAUGGGUUUGACAAUUCUACCCCAAACCAACAACCCUGAAUGAUGUCAGUUAAGUAAUUGGAAAUUGUGAUGCACUGUUUGAGGGAAAAACUAAAACCAUAUUAGAUACCCAGAUACAGUUUUCUUCUUGUGACUGUCCUUUAAAGGUAGCAUUUUGGUUUAUUUGAAUUUAACUAAUUCUUAAAUAGUUUGGCAUGUCUAGUUUUUUAUCAUUGUGAAUGACGUGUCCCGAUUUUAAAAGUUAUUUUGGAAUAUAGACUGUUGAUUUCAAGUUCAGAAUUCUGAAAUGGUGUUAUUAAACUAUUAUAUGAUAGUAUUUAAAGAUUGCCCUUUAAAUACAUUCAGAAAGUAUUUCCAGUUACACAUGCUUUAAAACAAUUACAGGGGUCAAGGUCUUAGGUCAAACUUGCUGGUUUUGUCAUUCAAACACAUCUAUAUCUUUAUAUUUUUCUCUUUUUCUAGGGUCAGAAUUGAGAGAUUACAAGAAAAGGCACAGUGCCAUCAUGUUACAGUGUUAUGGCAUUUUGACUUACAAGGAGCAAGGUACUUUUGAUGGAAUGUUUGUUGGACCUUGUUACAAAGAAUUUCAUUUUCUGAUGUGUUCCUCUUGGAACAUAGAAUACACUGUAAUAAUACGAGCAUUCACUAUUGGAUUAAGAAGUAGUGGAGAGUUGUAGGAUUGUUAUCAAAUUAAUGCAAGACACUUAACUUUUUUUUUUUUUUUUUUUUUACUUUAUUUUUAAACAACUGAAGCAAUGUCUGGGUAAGUUAAAGGUCCCCACAUCUACACCAGAUGGCAGGUGUUGUCACAUAGUCAUUGUAUUGAUGAUCAAUGUCCAGAUGGCUUCAUGUUCCAAACACAUGCAUAUGUCGUCGAGAUCAUGGCUAUAGAAGUCUCAGAACUGUCCCCAACGUGUCUCACAUGAACACAGCUUGAUUCCUACUCUUUGUCGUGGUGCCAAGUAUCAAGAUUAUUCUGAUCUUCAUCUAAUAAUCAACAUUGCGUUACUUUGUAGGGCAAAUCUUUAUUACGAAAAACAACUUUUGACGAACUUCUGAGUUUUCAUACUUAAAAUGACCUGUCCUAAUUCAGUUUGAAAUGAUUAGGUUCUGAUAAUUUGUGAAUAAAAAUCAAAGCGUAUAUUGAGAAAUCAGGUUCACAAGCAGAAAGGUGCAUUGCCAGUAUUUUUGUAGCCAAGACAUCCAUCUGACAGAAGCAGGAAACAACAGGAAAUACUGGCUUUGUAGGAUGCUGUCUGGUAAAAAUGGAAAGAGAAAGAAGAGUCAGUCUCUUGUCUUCUUGCAUCUAGGCCAAGAUGGAAGUUGGUUAACCUGGCUUUUUUGUACUUAGAUGAUACAAACACAACCUGCAAGGCAUUGUGUGUGUGUGUGUGUGUGUGUGUGAAAUAUUUUUGUCAUUUAACUUUUAUUCUUUACAUAUAUUACACCCUGAUCACAAUUUUUCCUAUUUCCCUUCCCCCAGUUUCUCCUUCACCUACUCUCCCCUAGAUCCGCUCCUCCACUUACUUUCAAUAAAACAAAGAGCAGGCCUCCCAGGGAUAUCAACCGAGCGUGGCAUAACAAGUUACAGUAAGACCAGGCUUGAGCCAUUAGAAGGAAGGGUCCCAGGUGUAGGCAGAUUCAGAGGUACCUCCAGCUUCUGCUGUUUGGCCUCCCACAAGAACACCGACCGUAACACGCAGAGGCCUAGCUCUGUAAGCCAUUCUUAAAUCUGCACAUUUAGAAUUCCUAGCUUAAUGCAAGAAAAAAGGAAGCAGGAAAACUAUUCAUUUGUGACAACUGAUUUUUUUUUUUUUUUUUAACUUAAGUAUUUCACCACCAACCACGCUGGAGGCUAAACGUUACUUUGGAGGCUUCCUAUGGCAUUUAACAUUUUUUAUAAAUACUGCUAUGGAAAGUACUUGAAAAAUACCUUGCUUUCUCCAAGGAAGACUGUUUUGUUCUCUUUCUACAAGGUGCAAUAAUCUGAAAAUUUAGAAGAUCACAUAUCACAGUAAAUAACCACAAAACUAAAAAAUAAUUUUAAGGAAACCGGACACAUAGGGCAGCCAUCUUGCUGUUGAAUAAAAUCAUGUGCCAAGAAAGGCUAACUCAUUAGCACUAAGGAAAUAAAGUCUACAUCAUAGUUUCUGAGCCAGUGUUACGGAAGCAGGACAAAAGCUGGUGCAAUCUUACAGGAUUAGGCAGUUUUUCAGUGCUAAGCAUCUCUAACUGCUUUUAGGAAUGCAAACUUUCAUUACUGCACAUUUCAUGUUAUGUAUGAGAGAAACUUAGGAGUGAAUCAGAAUAAUAUAUUUUGAUUUAAAUCUGAAUUUCUUUCAUUGAAUGUGAAGUGUUAAUUAGAACAUGAAAUAACACUACCAGCAAUAGACAGUUUUGUUGAAUAUUUGAUGAGGAACAAUAACGAGUUCCACAAAUAACUUUAAAAUUCUAAAGGUAUUGGUACAGUAAUUAUAAAAAAUUUGACUUUUAAUACUUUUUUGAUCCUCUAAAUUUUUUUUAUAAUAUCCUUCUUAUUGAUCAGUCAUAAUGUAACAAGUCAAAUAUAAACUUUCUGAAAAGCAAUCCAAAUUCUCCAACCAGAGAGGAUGAGGUGGGGUCUUAGACUUUUCUAACAGUCUAUAUUCCUGUUGGGGUAAGGAAGUCUCCUAGUUGGUGUGCCACAAAAUUAAUACCUGCAGUCCAGAUUGCUGUAGUUUACACUUUGUACGUUGUAAAUCAGGUGUGUGCUGUUUGUAUUGAGAACACCACAGAGUGAACUAUCCAAAGUCCACUGAUUUGAUAAGUGUUUUGGUUUGUAAGUGAAUUAUAGUAAUUUCUUGCACAUUUUUUGGAAAUCAAUUGUAUAAAAUUUAUCUGCUUCUAGAUACAGUAUGUAAAUAAAAGUUUGGUUCACAA
This is a messenger RNA of Psammomys obesus (fat sand rat), 5952 nucleotides long. RefSeq names its product suppressor of cytokine signaling 6 (gene Socs6). The transcript is spliced from 4 exons. Gene Ontology annotation, biological process: protein ubiquitination; regulation of growth; intracellular signal transduction. The record is from RefSeq and is a predicted model, not a curated record. Gene Ontology annotation, cellular component: phosphatidylinositol 3-kinase complex. The coding region runs from base 444 to 2045 and encodes 533 amino acids. Gene Ontology annotation, molecular function: 1-phosphatidylinositol-3-kinase regulator activity. NCBI's taxonomy places the organism in Eukaryota, Metazoa, Chordata, Mammalia, Rodentia, Muridae.